Messenger RNA from Diaporthe citri, 270 nucleotides. RefSeq lists its product as uncharacterized. The record is from RefSeq and is a predicted model, not a curated record. Bases 1 to 270 code for a protein of 89 amino acids. Lineage: Eukaryota; Fungi; Ascomycota; Sordariomycetes; Diaporthales; Diaporthaceae. The transcript is spliced from 3 exons.
AUGCACGCGGGCUGCAUUGUCGCCGUCCGUCACGAGUACUUUGUGAUAUUGUAUGGCGGUCAUCACGACUGUUGCUCAGGAAUGCGAGUGGUGGAUAUGAUGCCCGAGACACUUCAGAUCGAUGCGACAAAGUCAAACAUGGACGGACCGCGCCUGUGGUCACAAGGCCCGGCUUCGCAGACGUACCAUAUUCACGACCGCCUUGUCCAGGGCAUAUUGUGGGAGCACAAGUGGUCCAGUUGCGAAGACGGCAAGAACGAUGGGCGGUAG